Molecule: messenger RNA, 3801 nt
Organism: Herpailurus yagouaroundi (jaguarundi)
Lineage: Eukaryota; Metazoa; Chordata; Mammalia; Carnivora; Felidae
Gene: SACK1C
Product: family with sequence similarity 83 member C
Exons: 4
Coding region: 234-2480 (748 amino acids)
Biological process (GO): signal transduction
Molecular function (GO): protein kinase binding
Source: RefSeq, a predicted model, not a curated record
GGGCGAGUCUCAACAGCAGGCAGACAGGUGAGGCUGACCCAACAGGUUCCAGAGGCCAGGGGCAAUGGGGCGGAGCAUGGCUCUGAUUUAGGGUGGCAACGUGUUGGGGGCCCUGGCACAUACGGGGCAGGCAGGCAGGAGGUGGUUCUAUUGAUAUCUUCUUCCUGCUGCAGCCGGCCCAGGGUGCAGGCCAUGGAGCCUACUGGAGGGUGAGGGCAGCCAGGUGGGCAGGAAUGUUCGGAGGCCUAGGGCCUGGGGACUUGGGGGCCCAGGGCAUGGCGGGACCCCUGCGGGGCCGGGUGGAGGAGCUGAAGCGGCCGUGGUGGCGGGAGGCCUCACCGCUGGUGCUCCAGCACAGUGAGGCUGCCCGGCUGGCGGCCGACGCCCUCCUGGAGCGGGGCGAGGCCGCCUACCUGCGGGUCAUCUCCGAGGAGCGGGAGCUGCCCUUCCUGAGUGCUCUGGACGUGGACUACAUGACCAGCCAUGUGCAUGGGGGCCCUGAGCUCAGCGAGGCCCAGGGACUGGAGGCCUCAGGGCCUGACCGCCUCAGCUUGCUCUCUGAAAUCACCUCAGGCACUUACUUCCCCAUGGCCUCUGACAUAGACCCCCCGGACCUGGAUUUGGGCUGGCCUGAGGUUCCGCAGGCCACAGGCUUCAGCCCCACCCAGGCUGUGGUCCACUUCCAGCGGGACAAGGCCAAGAACAUCAAGGACCUUCUGCGUUUUCUCAUCAGCCAGGCCCGCACGGUGGUAGCUGUCGUGAUGGAUAUAUUCACGGACAUGGAGCUUCUGUGUGACCUCAUGGAGGCCUCGAGCCGGCGUGGUGUCCCUGUCUACCUGCUUUUGGCUCAGGAGCACCUAAGGCACUUCCUGGAGAUGUGCUACAAGAUGGACCUCAACGGGGGGCACCUGCUGAACAUGCGUGUGCGGAGCACAUGUGGGGACACAUACUGCAGCAAGGCUGGCCGCCGCUUCACGGGGCAGGCCCUGGAGAAGUUUGUUAUCAUCGACUGUGAGCAGGUGGUGGCAGGCAGCUACAGCUUCACCUGGCUUUGCAGCCAGGCCCACACUAGCAUGGUGCUGCAGCUGAGGGGCCGCAUCGUGGAAGACUUUGACCGGGAGUUCCGCUGUCUGUAUGCCGAGUCUCGGCCUGUGGAGGGCUUUUGCGGUGGUGAGGGUCCCGUAUCUCCCAGGGCACUGUGUCCUCCCACAGUGGCCCUGGGCUUCCGGCCCAGUGUGUUGAGCCCUGCAUCCUCCUCACCCUCCAGCACCAGCCUUAGCAGCAUCAAACGCUCACCUCUAAUGGACCACUCCUCUUACCUCAGUCCACCAGGAGGCGGUGGCUGCAGUGACACGGGUAUGGAGUCCUCAUCCCUGGGCCCUGCCUGCCGCGGGGCCAGUGGCCAGCCCUCUCUGAAGCGCCAGCUGUCUGACCCUAACCAUGGCUCCCUGCCAGGGCCCUACAGGUCCAAUCUAGGCAAGUUGGGGGUGUCCCCAUGGUCCCAGUCCUCCCCUGCCCUCAACCACAAUGGUGCCAGCCCCUUGACCCUGGCAGUGGGGUCGCCUAUGCUUGCCCGCCAACGCCCCCUCCUCCCCUUCCCCCAGGGUGUUUCAGCCCUAUCCCGGCUCCCAGAGAAUGGGCUCCUGAGAAGCCAGGAGUCUAGUCCCCAACGAAGUCGCUGGGUACCUAGCACAGCCCUGGAGACAGUGGAGGAGAAGAAGGUGUCUCUGAAUCAGAGCCAUGGCCAGUUGGAUCUCCUUGUCCCCUUCCCCAGAGCCAGAGAAGCUGGAGGCCCUGAUUCUGGGGUUGACCCCAGCUUGGGCUCCUUCUGGCCUGGAGAGCAGGCUCCAGAGGACAGGCGGUUGUCCCCAAACCAGAGAUAUAACCAGCUGGAUCUCCUGCCCCAGACCCAGGGUGCUGGGGGUACCCCUGAGUCAGGUUCCCCCAGACCUGGCAAUCAAAUUCCAGAGGACAAGAGGCUGUCCUCAAACCAUAGCCACAGCCAAUUGGACCUCCUGGUACAGUACCCCAAGGCUGGGGGCUCCAGAGUGCCCCCUGAAGCCAACUCCUCAGCCAGGGCUGACAAGCAAAGUCUUGAUGAGCGACGACAGACCCUGGGCCACAGCCAGCUGGACCUCAUCACAAAGUUUGGCCCAUUCCGGGGUGAGGGGGCUGGGCCCAGUGGUCUCCCCAGACCAAGCCCUGCUCGAAAGGCUGGAGUGGGCUCUGGGGAUGAGAAUAGGUUGACCCUGGGCCACAGCAAGCUGGACCUCAUUACCAAGUAUCAUCAAUUGCAGGGCACCAGGCAAGGACCUGACCCUGGCCUCCCUGGGGGCCCCACAGGUGGCCAUCACAAUGGCAGUAGCAAUGGCCUGUCAGGGGAUGAGAAGCGGCUGACCUUGGGCCACAGCAAACUGGACCUCAUCACUAAGUACAACAAGUCCAAGUUCAAACUUCUCCGAAGCCGCUUUGAGUCCUAGUUCUGCUCCCAGCAAGGACAUGUCCUUCCUCCAUCUACUUGGAUUCUAGAUUUACUCAGGUUCCAGAUUCUGGGGUUCUCCAGCAGGGCUGCAUGGGGAGCAGAGGGUGUCUAGAAGCUCAAGUCAGAUACUCACUGAGUUCAGAAUUCUUGUUUACACACACACACACACACACACACACACACACACACACACACACACACGAAAAUAGAAACCACAGUACCUGCCAUUUGCCACUGUGGUGGGUGCCCUACACAGGUUAAUUCUUAUCCUUCAUCCUCACAACAUUCUAUAAGAUAGACCUCUAGCAGGUAUACAUUUCUAGGAUCAUAGGUACUAUCUUCCCUAUUUUAUAAAUGUGGAAGCUGAGGCCCAGAGAGUUUGAUGACUUGCUUGGAAUCAGAUCCAAGUGGAACCAGUGGCAGAGCUGGGGCCCAAACCCGUGUCCCUAAUGCUUAAGAAUGUGUUUUUGCACAGACAUGACACACCAUUAUCAACAGUUCACAUGUCCCCAUGCACACAAAACACACACAUCACAGAGAUGCCCCAAAUGCCUGUACAACACACACAACACCCUGACAGGGUUCAUACCCACAAACUGAAUACCCAUUGACACUCAGUAAGUAAACGAAGGUCCAUGUGAUAAACCCAAACACUCAGAAUUCUAGUUACAGGUACUCAAUAAAUGUAAUAUGGCUAAAUGAGUAGCGAAACAAAAUAUAUGCAUUCAGUGCACACUGUAGACCCCCCAGGAUCCACAGACAAUAAAUAUGCACAUAACCACAUACACACACCAUACACACACACAUAGGUAUGCACACAGCAACCAGUAUCUUCUUUGGCCCAAGCUGUGUACCUACCACAGGGCUGACAAGUGAAUCAGACUCAGGCCCUGGGAGAUAAGGAUAAAUACAUAAACCAAUGGCAGGCAAGACAGAGCUGUAUCUAACUCAAGGAAUCAGUGGCAGGGGGUGGUGACAGUGGAGUGGUGAGGAAAGUUUCAAAGGAGGCAGACUUUGAGUCACCCCUUGAAGGAUGGGGAGGAUUGGACAGAUGGAGGAGAAAAGGAAUUCCUGGUAGAGGGAAGCAGGUGAAGAGAGGCCAAGGACAGGACAGGAUGAGUGGGUCUGAGAUGAACUGGGGAGGAUAUAGAGGGUGUGGAUACUCAGACUCUGACACACACACACACACACACACACACACACACACACACACACAGAAGCAUAGGCUCUGAUAGGUUUUUCGUCUUUUCCUGAGCUCACCACCUGCCUGGGACAGUUUACACAAUACAAAUCAAUAAAGGCAGACAUGCUAUGACCCA